Egretta garzetta (little egret) is the source of this 3553-nucleotide messenger RNA. RefSeq names its product FLVCR heme transporter 1. Gene Ontology annotation, cellular component: membrane; mitochondrion. Lineage: Eukaryota; Metazoa; Chordata; Aves; Pelecaniformes; Ardeidae. Bases 215 to 1276 code for a protein of 353 amino acids. The record is from RefSeq and is a predicted model, not a curated record. The transcript has 13 exons. Gene Ontology annotation, molecular function: heme binding; heme transmembrane transporter activity. Gene Ontology annotation, biological process: transmembrane transport; mitochondrial transport; erythrocyte differentiation.
AGAUUUGCUAGCACGGAUGAACAGAAGGAAGGACAAAGACAGGUUUUGAUCAAGCAGAUUGAGUUAGCAAGAAGACUGGAUUUGCCUUUGCCUCUCCUUGCUGUGCAGAAAUGUUCAUUCCCGCUCAGCUGGAAGACCAACCAUUAAUCUUUUGAAGGAACAAGGUGCUACAAAGGUGUUGCUCCAUGCAUUUGAUGGGAAGCCAUCUGUAGCGAUGGAAGGGGUGAAAGCUGGAUACUACUUCUCCAUUCCUCCAUCCAUUAUAAGGAGUGAACAGAAGCAGAAAUUUGUGAAACUAUUACCUCUGGGAAGUAUGUGCUUGGAAACUGACUCUCCUGCUCUGGGGCCUGAAAAACAGCUUGGCACUGCAAUUGGCUUUUUGUUGCCACCUGUUUUGGUUCCAAAUACACCAAACGAUAUCGAUCUAAUGGCACAUAACAUCAGCAUCAUGUUCUAUGGAACAGCGAUAGUGUCCACGCUUUUGUUCUUCUUAACAGGAGUUGUGUUUGAAGAAAAGCCCAAAUACCCUCCUAGUCACUCUCAAGCAGUCCUGCAAACUAUGCCUCACGAGGAUUACUCCUACAAGCAAUCGAUUAUUAACUUGUUCAAAAAUAUUCCAUUUGUACUUUUACUGAUCAGUUACGGCAUUAUGACUGGGGCAUUUUAUUCUGUCUCCACGUUGUUAAACCAGAUGAUAGUAACUCAUUAUGAGGGAGAAGAAGUGAACGCUGGGAGAAUUGGCUUGACACUGGUGGUGGCAGGAAUGGUGGGUUCGAUUAUUUGUGGUUUGUGGCUGGAUUACACUAAAACAUACAAGCAAACUACUUUGAUUGUUUACAUUCUGUCUUUCAUUGGGUUGCUGGUAUUUACUUUCACCCUGGACCUCGGAUACCUUAUAGUAGUGUUCGUGACUGGAGGAGUACUUGGGUUCUUCAUGACCGGCUAUCUCCCACUUGGGUUUGAAUUUGCUGUGGAAAUUACAUACCCAGAGUCUGAAGGCACUUCCUCAGGUCUCCUUAAUGCAUCAGCACAGAUAUUUGGGAUUAUCUUUACACUUGUUCAAGGAAAACUCACAACAGACUACAGUCCUCGUGCAGGAAACCUCUUUCUUUGUGCUUGGAUUUUUGUGGGCAUUAUUUUAACAGCCUUAAUAAAAUCAGAUUUGCGAAGACACAAUGUGAAUUCAGGGAUUAUGAAUUUGGACGUUAAAGCUGUACCAGUUGACAGUCCUGUAGAACCUGAAAAUACUACAUUAAAAAUUCAGUCAGCUUUAUAAAACUGAAAGAAGGUGGCUUAGAAACGCACAAGUUUGGAUACUGAACAAUAUUAGUUAGUGUAAUCACUGGAUUUGUGUGUAUGAGUAGUAGAAUGUGUUUGGUGAUAUUGGUGAUAGUUGUGCAGUGGAAACUAUGAAGAUGCUCCGUUCAUUUUGCCCAAGAUGCAAACUAUUCACCUUUGUAUGAAAUAUUUAUUUUAACGGUUUCCAAGUUUUGCAGUUCCGUUAGUAAAGAACUGUGUGAAUACUCUCCACACUAGGGAGACAUGUACAUUCAGGAUGCAUACUUGAAAAAAUCUGGAAUCCUGAAGUACAGUCAUCAUGAUCAGAAGUACCUAAUCUUCUUUUCCCUGAAGAAUUGAGAGAUAGUUAAUUUCUCAUUCAGUCUUUGCUAGUGCAUCUGAAAAAUCUGAGAGUAGGUAGCUGCACAGCUAGAGGAUGUUCACAAGUUCCUUUUUAAAAAAUGUAUCUGUAUUUUUAAUAUAAGCCAACGGUUUCUGCUGGGAAACUGUCUAUAGCACAAUACUGAAAACGAGAUGACUGCAAAUAUGUUUCAUACUGGCAUCUGACAUUUCUUUUGCCUUGUAACUUCUUGAUAGGUAUCAGAAGGCAGAUAAGAGAAAACACUGUUUUACAGAUUCAUUGUAACAUUUCUGGGGAGAUUUAAAGAGUUUCCCACUAGAAAAAUUGCAAAAAACCAUUUCUUAUUAAAUACAGUAAAAAGGAGGAGAAAGGCCUUUGAUACCUCUGCCAUGAAGUAUUUAUGGGCAAUGGAGCACUACCACACAGGUUGCUUCCAUGGAAUAUUUUGAGUGCUUUCUCAGUUAAAGUGAGAGGAGUACGUGUUUACAAAGAGCUGGUGCCUUUACUUUGUAAAGAAGAUCCUUGCCUCAUCUUGAGUUUAAUCAGUGCUGCUGAAGAAAUUCCAUUUUGUGUGUUAAACUUCCUCUGAAUAUUUGUGGAGUAUCAGAAAAUGUGUUUUUGCAUUUAUUUCUCUGCAUUGUGAAUUGUGUCAUUUGUCUUGCAAAAUUUUUAUGCUCGUAUAACUUAAAUUGUGUCUUUCACAGUUUGUUAAAAGCUGUAAGGGUGACUGAAAGGAAAACGGUGAUGUUUCACUUUGAUGAAAUAUUUGCUGUUUAUAUCAUGCAUUGUAGCUACAGAAGGAGCGGACUUCAUUAACGUUCACCUUGUGUUAUUACAUUUAUCUGAAUUUGGGAUGUGGAUUUCUCACUGCAGUGGUUUUGAAAAUAUUCUCCUUUACCUCGUGCUGUAUCUGCACCCCUACACAACUGAUAGCACUACAAUAAUACUAAGGCCCUACAGAUACUGAAGAACUCAGACCUGAGUUAGCAGACUUUUUGCAAACAUUCAAGCUUUAAGUUGAGCCUGCAGAUUCAGUACCAUCAAUGGUGCCAUCUCUUUGAGUUCCCACAGAUGUACCAUCCAGAAGGUGGAAUCUUACCCGAAGUUCUCCACAGAUUGUUACAGUUGGGUAUGGGGAACUUCUUAACUCCAAGACAGUCUUUUGGUAUGAUAGAUAUUGUUAAAUGCUUUUCUUUUUCUUGUUUCACUGUAGAUUUAGAAAAUCCUUUUAUAUAAGAAGGCCCCUGUAAACUUAGCUUUCUAAACUUAGCCUCUAAACUUGAUGAUCUUGAUUUAACAUUUUGUAUGAUAAAUGCUUCAGACACAGGAAGACUGAAUGGCAAUAUAUAUAGCAGAAUAAGGUAGACAUACUUGGAACACUCACCUUUCCAAAAAGGGUCCAUGUCUCUUUGCCAGGUCCAGUGCUAGAGAGAAAAUGGGCACACAUUGCUGGUCCUGGGGAGGCCAGCUGUAUGAGAAGAGUCCUCUGGUGAGGUAGCUGAGUAUAGGAAAAGUAACUCAUACUGUUGCCUGCCGUUUGAAUAUGUAUAGAAGUGGAAGUAGAGAUGCUUUCAUUAUGUCAGUUCUUUACAUUUAAUGACUUGCUGUGAUACAAGCUGCUCCAUUAAGGGAUGUACGUGUUUUCAGCCUGAAUGAGCAAGUGGAAGUUCCUGCCUUUUGAUACCUGUGGGUGGCUUUUCCCUUUGGAAAACGGUAAUAAUGUGUGCCAAAAUAUAUACAUUCUUCUACAAGGUACAGAUUCAGUAAACAUUUGUGUUCAUGGCCCAUGGUUGCUUUGUACUUCCGCUGUUGCAAAAUCUUAAGAAGAUAAUAGCUUUCCAGUUUUGGGGAAGUGUUUUCAAAUAUCCAAUAGAAAGUCUUUGGCAAUAUCCAGAAUGCUUUCUGAAAUGUCCA